Adineta ricciae is the source of this 861-nucleotide messenger RNA. NCBI's taxonomy places the organism in Eukaryota, Metazoa, Rotifera, Eurotatoria, Adinetida, Adinetidae. The record is from the annotation of a GenBank genome assembly.
AUGGCUGAAGAAGAAAUCGUGAAAAUCAAUCGAAAAUUACAAAAAAUGAUCGACAAAUCCGAUGUCGAUGAAAGCAUCGCUCGGGAUUUACUCGGUCGUUUACAAGAAUCACGUAUUACACUAGGUAUCUUACAAAAAACGGGUAUUGGAAAAACAGUCAACAAUUUACGAAGAUUGAUUGCAAGUGAAGAUGUGUCAACUAUUGCCAAAGGUCUUUUGAAAAAUUGGAAAAAACUUGUACCUGAAACAACAGCGGCAAAUAAAGAUGAGAAGCAAACGGCAUCAGCAAGUGGUAGUAGUAAUAAUAAUAGUCAAAAUUCUCAAGAAACAAAUGUAAGUAGUGGAAAAAAUAGUGAUUCAAGCAAAGCAUCAGAACGACAACCGUCGAAAAGUGCUUCUUCAACAACUGGAGCAUUGUCCAUGGUGGAGUUACCGGAAGGUUCUGCCGAUCCAGUUGAAUUAGCAGCACGAUGUGAAGACGCGAUUUAUAACGAAUUAAAAGAUACAAGUGUGAAAUAUCGCAAUCGUAUCCGCAGUCGUGUAGCAAAUUUAAAAGAUGCAAAGAAUCCUAAUCUUCGUAUCAACGUUCUUCUCGGUUUGAUAACUCCAGAACGACUUGCUAUUCUCACCGCCGAAGAAAUGGCAAGUGAUGCACUGAAACAAGAACGGACGAAAUUAACCGGCCUUGCUAUUAAUGAAUAUCAAUUGGCGACAGAUGAAGGCACGGGUACAGAUCUCAUUCAAUGUCGACGUUGUAAACAAAAUAAUUGCGCGUAUACAGAAGCUCAAACGCGAAGUGCGGAUGAACCAAUGACAUUAUUUGUUUUUUGUAAAAACUGUGGAAAUCGUUGGAAGAUGUGA